GCGGGGCCGGCGCGGGAGGGCCGGCAUGGCGUUCCGGCAGGUGCUGCAGUUGGCCGCCUGCGGCCUGGCGGGCGGCUCGGCCGCUGUGCUGUUUUCGGCUGUUGCGGUGGGAAAGCCUCGCGCGGGCGGGGACGCGGAGCCGCGCGUGGUCGAGCCGCCAGCGUGGGCAGGGGCCGCGCGCCCCGGGCCCGGCGUCUGGGACCCCAACUGGGACAGGCGAGAACCACUGUCCCUGGUCAACCUGCGGAAGAGGAACCUGGAAUCUGGAGAAGAGGAACUGGCCUCCAGGCUGGACCACUACAAAGCCAAGGCCACGCGGCACAUCUUCCUCAUCAGGCACUCCCAGUACCAUGUGGACGCCUCCCUGGAAAAGGACCGCACUCUGACACCCCUGGGUCGUGAACAGGCUGAACUAACUGGUCUCCGACUUGCAAGCUUGGGGUUGAAGUUUAACAAAAUCGUGCAUUCUUCCAUGACCCGUGCAAUAGAAACCACUGACAUCAUCAGCAAACACCUGCCAGGCGUCCGCAAGGUCAGCACAGACCUGCUGAGGGAAGGUGCCCCCAUUGAGCCCGACCCGCCCGUGUCUCACUGGAAGCCUGAGGCUGUGCAGUAUUAUGAAGAUGGAGCCCGGAUCGAGGCCGCCUUCCGGAACUACAUCCACCGGGCAGAUGCCAAGCAGCAGGAGGACAGUUACGAGAUCUUCAUCUGCCAUGCCAACGUCAUCCGCUACAUCGUGUGCCGGGCACUGCAGUUCCCUCCAGAAGGCUGGCUCCGCCUUUCCCUCAACAACGGCAGCAUUACCCACCUGGUGGUCCGGCCUGAUGGCCGAGUGGCACUCAGGACCCUCGGAGACACGGGAUUCAUGCCUCCUGACAAGAUCUCCCGCUCCUGAGGGCCGCUUUGAGGCCCUGCUCUCCUCAGCCCCCUGCCCGGCUGCAGCGUGGGUGCCGCCAAGAACACGGGCUCCUUCCCUCUGUCUUCCCUCCACAGGCUACUAUUCAUUUCUCCAGGACAAGGUGGCAGAAAAGUAGAAGUAUCUAAAAUGCAGCAUUUCAGUACUUCUGGCCCAGGAUGGAAAAGGGAAACAUUCAGAUCUGAUUAGCCUGAUUUCUUUCACAUGGUUUUCUGCAUUACUCUCGUCUACCAGGACGAGCCUGUGGGGUUUAAGGAGGCCUGUUUCGGGGACUGGACAAGGCCUCACAGAUGCCAUCACUGCAAGGACCAUGGCAGAUCCGCACCGAAGGGUCUCUGGUCAUGGCCACACUAGCUGCAUGACCCCUUCGACGCUCCAUCAGCAAACCUGGACAGGCACGAGGACUCAGAGGAGGGCGCCAGUGCUUCCACUGCGCUUCAUGCGUUCUCUUCAUUUCUUAAAACGCUUUUCUCAAAUAUUUAUCAAUUCAAGAUUCUCAUCUGGGUUCUUGCUUUGAACACCCAUUUCUCACUAAAGUUACACACCUCUGACACUGCUGGAUCUGAGCUCAGCCAUGUCGUUAGGCUUUUCAGGCACACAGGAGCACCUUGGCAGGUGAGGGAGGUGACUUGACCUGCUGGUCUCAUGGGACGGGCUGGGCGGUGAUGGCCCCGGAGAGGGUCCUGUUUCAAUAAAACAUCCAACAGUUCAAUCUUUGUUUUCCUGUGGCUGUUAAUCUUUUAUGCUUAUGGAUUAAAAAUAUUUAGACAUAAUGUGUACAUUUUAAAUGUUCUGUUAAUUUAGUACAUUUUAAAUGUUAAUUUAGGAAAAACAGUACAAUUUCUAUAAAGUGGUUAUGAACAUUUUCUGCAGUCAUUGCAACUAAUGGGGAUAUUUGAUCCAUUUCUCUGUCAACUUUGGAAAUAACUACAAAAUAAAUUUUAUUUUACUGUU
Diceros bicornis minor is the source of this 1870-nucleotide messenger RNA. RefSeq names its product PGAM family member 5, mitochondrial serine/threonine protein phosphatase (gene PGAM5). The coding region runs from base 26 to 895 and encodes 289 amino acids. NCBI's taxonomy places the organism in Eukaryota, Metazoa, Chordata, Mammalia, Perissodactyla, Rhinocerotidae. Gene Ontology annotation, biological process: positive regulation of mitochondrial fission. Gene Ontology annotation, cellular component: mitochondrion. The transcript has 6 exons. The record is from RefSeq and is a predicted model, not a curated record.